This is a messenger RNA of Cheilinus undulatus (humphead wrasse), 2402 nucleotides long. It is a transcript of the gene gpc1b, whose product is annotated as glypican 1b. Gene Ontology annotation, molecular function: fibroblast growth factor binding. Gene Ontology annotation, cellular component: synapse; extracellular region; plasma membrane. The coding region runs from base 694 to 2349 and encodes 551 amino acids. The transcript is spliced from 11 exons. Gene Ontology annotation, biological process: cell migration; regulation of protein localization to membrane; negative regulation of fibroblast growth factor receptor signaling pathway. Lineage: Eukaryota; Metazoa; Chordata; Actinopteri; Labriformes; Labridae. The record is from RefSeq and is a predicted model, not a curated record.
AGUGUGCACGUGCAGGGAGACAAUAAUAGCGAGAUGGACUGAAGAGAAAGGAAAAUGAGCAAGAAAAAGAGGAGGAAACUUGAGUGGCAGCGCUGGCAUAGCAUCGUUCAGAAAGCUGGAGACGGUCUGCGGUGCAGUAGCUGCUGCCUGCGCGCACUUCUUUCCACAGCUCCCCCCGGGCCGUCAGAAGCCGGUAGGCGCGCGGAGACACAAGCCUGACAGCACCGCAUCAGCAAAGUACGGCGCUAUUUUCUGACGCGACUUCAAAACAUUUCAGCCAUAAAUGCGUAACCUCGUUCUUUAACCUCUUACUUAUUUCAAUUUAGGUGGCAACAAAAAAGCCCUAGAGGUGGACACACGAUAGAGGAGAUCUGCACGCAUUCUGGGCACAGCGUGAGAAGACAAAACUACUUGAGAGGAAAUAUAAAAAGCUGUACGUCCUGUCGCGGGAAGAGACGGGACAUCUGCGCAGAGAAGCGACGCUCCUGUGCGCGGAGAGCAAGCACAGACUCUGCAGACGCACUUAAAGGGCAGGAGAGAUACAUAAAAGAAGGUGGAGGGUAUUUUACGCACAACAGCAGCGCUCAGUAGCUGUGAUUGACACGCGGCUACUUCAGGGGACUCUAUCGCUCCGUUCAGGACUCUCAGGCGGAUUUGCACUUGACUAAGUCGACAUAACAGCAGCCGGCCGGGAUGGAUUCCUUCAUCAUAGCGGCUCUGGUGGUAGUGUGCUCUCUAACAGUACCAGCCUAUGGGGACAAAGGGAGCAGCAAAGCUCGGAGUUGUUCGGAUAUCAGGCAGUUUUAUAGCGGGAAAGGAUUCGCUCUGGAUGGUGUGCCUCAGUCUGAAAUAUCAGGAGAGCACCUGCGUAUCUGUCCUCAGGGUUACACCUGCUGCACCAGCGACAUGGAGGACAACCUUGCCACACUGAGCCGCAGAGAGAUGGAGGGACUACUCAAAGAUGCUGGCCGGUCCUUACAGACCUCGCUCACUGGACAGUACAAGGCUUUUGAUGGUUACUUCCUGGAGUUGCUGAACCAGUCAGCGGUUAGUCUUCAGGAGAGUUUUACUGCAUCGUGGGGGUCCUUAUACUCCCAGAAUUCUCAGGUCUUCUCUGAGCUGUACAUGGAUAUAAAACACUACUACAGAGGAUCCAACGUCAACCUAGAAGAAGUCCUUAAUGAAUUUUGGGCCAGGCUUCUGGAGAAGCUUUUCUACCAGGCAAAUAAGCAAUAUUUUAUAGGCGAGGACUACCUUGAGUGUGUGUCUAAGCAGAUAGAGACACUACGACCUUUUGGAGACACGCCCCGUAUGAUGAAGAUGACGGUCACUCGCACAUUUGUGGCAGCCCGUUCCUUUGUUCAGGGGCUGGUGGUCAGUGGGGAGGUGGUUCGCAAAGUGUCCCAGGUGCAGCUAAGCCAGGAGUGCAUGCGGGCCAUGAUGAGGAUGACUUACUGCCCCCACUGCCGCAGCAUGGCCUCAGCCAGACCCUGUGCCAACUACUGCAGCAACGUCAUGAAGGGCUGUCUGGCAAACCAGGCUGACCUCAACACAGAGUGGAGGCAUCUGGCAGACACGAUGAUGCAGGUGGCAGAUCGCUUUGAUGGCCCGUCUGGUGUGGAAAGCGUUAUUCUCUCUCUUCCAAAUCGCAUUUCAGAAGCCAUGUUUACCAUGAUGGAGAACAUAGAAACCAUCAACAGCAAGUUGUUCCAGGCAUGUGGCAACCUCAGACUUGGAGGAACUGGCAGCUCAGGAGCAGAUGAAAUCUUGAAGAGAGGAAAGGUCACAGUGGAGGAUAGGCUGGCAUCCAGCUUCAGCAAAAUGGACAAACUGGUGUCUGAUGUGACUAUAAGAUUGAGAGACAUGCAGCCAUACUGGAUUUCCCUGCCGAGCGUCCUCUGCAGCGACAGAGUGGCCACAGGGACAGGGGCCGAGGAAAAGUGCUGGAAUGGCAUGAGCCGUGCAAGGUACCUUCCAGAGGUGAUAGGAGAUGGCCUCGCCAGUCAGAUCAACAACCCUGAGGUGGAGAUCGACAUCACCAAACCAGACAUGACAAUACGGCAGCAGAUAAUGCAGCUGAAGAUCAUGACGCACCGCCUGAAGAACGCUCUCAACGGCCAAGACGUGGACUUUCAGGACACCAGUGAUGAUGUCAGCGGUUCAGGAAGCGGCUCCUGUGCUGACGAGAUGUGCUCCCGAGGCCCACGCAUCAUCACCCCAGCCACCGAACGGCCCAUUCUCUACCCACUCCCCCCUGAAAACAAGAGGGUGAAAGGCUCUGCAACUCAGAACCUCCCUUGCGUCUCUAUUUACCUGCUUCCACUGCUCACAUUGCUGCUGCGGCGAUAAUUGACCGGGGAUUCUACCAACUGGGACUGAGUUUGGGACACUUUGAGGGGGGG